Messenger RNA from Candida tropicalis MYA-3404, 387 nucleotides. RefSeq lists its product as uncharacterized. The transcript has a single exon. Lineage: Eukaryota; Fungi; Ascomycota; Pichiomycetes; Serinales; Debaryomycetaceae. Bases 1 to 387 code for a protein of 128 amino acids. The record is from RefSeq and is a predicted model, not a curated record.
AUGCACAAAGAUGAAAAAGAUAAUUUAUAUUUUUUUUCGGCCAUCGUUAUCUUUUUCAUCAGUAGAGGUUCCUUUUUCGGAGUGGUGGUUACUAUUAUAUUUCAACCGACAAUAAGAACGCCGUUUUUUUUUAAUCACCUAGUUGAUUCAAUUAGUCACAAAUCAUUUGAUUUACCAGCAUCCCUUUAUACACUUUAUUUUAUUCACAAUGAAACCUAUCCUGUGAUUAAAUUAAAAAAAAAGGAAAAAGACUAUAUAAAAAAAACAGGGCUGAUUGUUGGGUUUGUACGUCUUGCCGUUUCACCUGAUUCUCUCUCUUCUCUUCUCCCUUACAUCUUUCUCCCAGUUUCCCGGAAUUAUUUUUUUUUGUGUCAAAGCUAUGCAUAA